Adineta steineri is the source of this 3972-nucleotide messenger RNA. The record is from the annotation of a GenBank genome assembly. Lineage: Eukaryota; Metazoa; Rotifera; Eurotatoria; Adinetida; Adinetidae.
AUGUUGAAAUUUCUCGCACUCAUCUCUUAUGUUCUAUUAAAUUCUGUUAUAGCUGAGGAAGGUCAUUGUAUCUGGUAUGGGCAAUGUGGUGAAAAUGCAAUGGGUAAAACUGUAAAUUGUUAUUAUAAUGGUACUGCAAAAAAGUUGACUGACCCAACAGCAUUAAAAACAUUAGAAACAGCUUGUGGAAUGAGUUAUAAUGGUCCCGAUAAUACAUAUACUUGUUGUGCUCCUGAGCAAAUAACUAAUAUGGCAAAUCAAUUUGGUAUGGCGAAAUUAAUGUUAGGUCGAUGUCCAUCAUGUUAUUAUAACUUUCGAUCAUUAUUUUGCGCUAUGACAUGUAAUCCUCAGCAAAGUCGUUUUAUAACUAUUAAUGCAACGGGUACCAGUACAAAAUAUCCUGAUCGAGUAACUAUCGAAGCUAUUGGAUAUAAACUUGCUGAUGAUUUUGGUCAACGUUUCUUGGAUUCCUGUCGUGAUGUUUUAUAUCCCGGAGGUAAUCAACAUUCACUUGAUACAAUGUGUGGUCGACCUUAUGAUAAAUGUACAAAAGAAUCCUUUGUACAAUUCUUGGGUGUUGAUAAUCCUGCAGUACCAUUUCCAAUAUAUAUCAAAUUUGAAAAUGAUACAACUCAAAGUGAUACCUAUUAUAAUCAAACAACAUUUCUAUGUGAUGAACCAAUAAUAUCAAGAUAUGAAAAUAAAACUGCAUGUGGAUGUUUAGAUUGUAUAAAAUCAUGUACUCCAUUACCACCGGAUGUACCAGUUGAAGAAUUUAAAAUAUUUAAUAUUGAUGGAUAUGUUUUUAUUGCUGGAAUAGUUAUUGUAAUUCUCAUAACAAUAUUUAUUUCAACUAUGGUUGUUAUACCAUCAUUUCGACGACGUCAACAUAUAAUCUUAGAACCAACAGAACAAACAUCAUUAUUACAUCAUCCGAAACAAACAAAGAAAAUUCGAUUUUUAUUACGUAUUCGUCAAUAUACAGAACGAUUUCUUGAACGAAAUUUUUUUCGUUUGGGUUUAUUCUGUGCUCAACAUCCAUUUAUUGUCUUAUGCACAGGUGCAAUCAUCAUUAUUGGUCUUUCAUGUGGUUUAAUUAGAUUUAAAGUCACAACUGAUCCUGUUGAAUUAUGGUCAUCGAAAUCAAGUAUUGCACGACAACAAAAAGACUAUUUCGAUAAACAUUUUAAACCAUUUUAUCGAACCACACAAAUAAUUAUUGUUCCUGAUGAUCAAUCAUUUGAAACACAUUAUUAUGAAUCACCACCAGCACCAUUCAGUGAAUAUACAUUUGGGCCAGUAUUUAAACUUGAUUUUCUAUCACGUGUACUUGAUUUACAAACAGAAAUCUUAGCACUUACUGGACAAUUAAAUGAUAAUAAUCAAACAAUUUCUUUAUCGGAUAUUUGUUUUAAACCAUUGAAACCUGACAAUAAUAAUUGUACUGUUUUUUCAAUUUUACAAUAUUUUCAAAAUUCAAAAGAAAAUUUAUAUAAACGUGUUGGUGAUGAUUUUUUUACAUUCUAUGAUUAUACAACACAUUUUAUGACUUGUUCACAAGCACCAACAACAACAAAUGAUCCAUUAAAUAUAACAUGUUUUGGAGAUUAUGGUGGUACAAUUAAUCCAUUUAUGGUUUUAGGUAAUUAUACAGAUAAUGUAUAUGCAAAUGCAACUGCAUUAGUAAUUACUAUUGUUAUUGAAAAUUCAAAUGAUCCAGAAAAAAUUCGUGCAGCUGAAGCAUGGGAAAAAACUUUUCUUGAUUAUAUGAAAAACUUUACGGAUACUCAAAAAUCAAUACGUGCUGCUGGUCGUUGGAAUGAAAGUGCAAAUUUUACUGUUUUUUAUAGUGCUGAACGUUCGAUUCAAGAUGAAUUAAAUCGUCAAAGUCGUUCGGAUAUCUUAACAAUAAUAAUAUCUUAUUCCAUUAUGUUUCUCUAUGUUACAUUAACUCUUGGUCAUAUACGAUCUUGGCGUACAUUUUUAGUAGAUUUGAAAAUUUCUGUUGGAUUCAUCGGUGUUCUUUUUGUAUUAUUAUCUGUAAUGAGUUCCAUUGGAUUUUUUUCUUAUUGUGGUAUUGCUGGUACAUUAAUUAUAUUUGAAGUAAUACCAUUUCUCGUCCUAGCUGUUGGUGUCGAUAAUAUAUUUAUAAUUGUACAACAUUUCGAACAUACAAAAUACGAGAAAUACGAAUCAAACGAUGUACGUUUAGCAGUAACAAUAAGUCGUAUUGGUCCAUCCAUAUUAUUAACGGCAACAAGUGAAUCAAUUGCAUUUUUACUUGGUUCAUUAACACCAAUGCCUGCUGUACAAAUUUUUUCAUUAUACGCAUUUAUGGCUGUAUUUAUUGAUUUUUUACUUCAAAUAACUUGUUUUGUAUCUGUACUUGCACUUGAUGCUCGACGACAAGAUUCUGAUCGACCAGACUUGUGUUGUUGUAUACCAACAUCAAAUUUCCUAUCAAAUAAUCAAAUUGAACAUAAAUCGAAAGGAAUAUUACAACAAAUAUUUACUAAUGUAUGGACACCAUUAGUAUUAGGAAGCACUUAUGUACGUGCAUUUAUAUUUUCAAUAUUUAUUAUAAUAACAUGUUUAUCAUUAUCAAUUUUACAUCGUAUACCUAUUGGUCUUGAUCAAAAAUUAUCUAUGCCAAAAGAUUCUUAUGUAUUAGAUUAUUUUUAUGGUUUAGAAAAUUAUUUAAGUGUUGGUCCACCUGUUUAUUUUAUUGUUAAUCAAGAUGCAAUUGAUUAUAAAAACAUUAAUGAUCAAGAUUUACUUUGUGGAACAGCUGGUUGUUCAUCAUUAUCAUUACUCGGACAGAUUGGUCAAGCAUUACGACAACCAAAACAUUAUUAUUUAGCACAACCACCAUCAUCAUGGCUUGAUGAUUAUUUUGAUUGGUUACAAUCAACAAAUGAUCCACCUUGUUGUAGAAUUAAUAAUAAAACACAAGAAUUUUGUCCAGCUACAAUAAAUGAUACAUCAUGUAUAGCAUGUCCCGUGACAUUUGUUAGUAAUCAACGACCAGCACCAGCUGAUUUUGAAAAAUAUAUUCAAUAUUUUCUAAUUGAUAAUCCAGGUGAUAAAUGCCCGAAAGGUGGACAUGCUGCGUAUCACGAUGGAGUUGAAUUAAUUAAUAAAACUUAUGUUAAAAGUUCGUAUUUUAUGGGUUUUCAUUCGAUACUUAAAACAUCUGAAGAUUUUAUUGGUGCAAUGAGAAGUGCGAAUGAUAUAGCAAAAAAUAUUUCAAAAACAAUUUUAAUGAAUCAAAGUCAUACGUAUCAUGAUUCUGAUAAACUUGAAGAUUAUCCUGUUUUUCCAUACAGUAUCUUCUAUGUUUUCUAUGAUCAAUAUUUAACAAUAUGGCGUAAUCUACUUACAAAUCUAACAUUAUCAUUUACUGCUGUAUUUAUUGUAACAUGUGUAUUACUUGGAUUUGAUUUUCAUACAGCAUUCCUUAUUAUUCUUUGUGUAUUUAUGAUUAUUACGGAUAUGUUUGGUGUUAUGUAUUUAUGGCAUAUUGAACUUAAUGCAAUAUCGGCUGUAAAUAUUAUUAUGUCUGUUGGUAUUGCCGUUGAAUUUUGUGCUCAUAUUGCUCGAUAUUUUGCUGUUAGUCAAGGAGAGACUCGAUUAAUUCGUGCUCGAAUUGCAUUAGCUGAAAUGGGUAGUUCGGUAUUCAGUGGCAUAACAUUAACCAAAAUUGGUGGCGUCGUAGUACUCGCAUUUGCUAAAUCACAAUUAUUCCAGGUGUUCUAUUUCCGCAUGUACUUUUCAUUAGUAAUUAUUGGUGCUGUUCAUGGUCUAUUGUUUCUUCCAAUAUUAUUAAGUUAUUUUGGCCCACAAGCAGUCGCAAUUGUGGAUGAUAGAAAAUAUCCAGAUCAACUAAAUGCGAAUAAUGAUGAUUUAUCAAAUGAAAGAAUUAUAGAUGAAAAUAUAUGUGAUAUAUCAUUUCCUGUUGGUGAAAAAUUAUAA